GCUUGGUGCGCUCCGGGGCGGUCCCCGCGCGCGGGCCCGGGAGCCGCGGGGAGGCGGGGCGCAGGGCGGCGGCCGCUCAGUCUGCACCAUGGCCUACCCCGGGCACCCAGGCGCCGGCGCCGGCGGCUACUACCCUGGCGGGUACGGAGGGGCUCCGGGAGGGCCUGCGUUUCCUGGCCAGACUCAGGACCCGCUCUAUGGUUACUUUGCCGCUGUUGCUGGACAGGAUGGACAAAUUGAUGCAGAUGAGUUGCAGAGAUGCCUGACCCAGUCGGGCAUUGCAGGCGGAUACAAACCUUUUAAUUUGGAGACUUGUCGGCUGAUGGUUUCAAUGCUGGAUAGAGAUAUGUCGGGUACCAUGGGUUUCAGUGAAUUUAAGGAGCUCUGGGCUGUUCUGAAUGGCUGGCGACAGCACUUCAUCAGUUUUGACAGCGAUAGGAGUGGAACGGUGGAUCCUCAGGAAUUGCAGAAGGCACUGACCACAAUGGGAUUUAGGUUGAGUCCCCAGGCUGUGAAUUCAAUUGCAAAGCGAUACAGCACCAAUGGAAAGAUCACCUUUGAUGACUACAUUGCCUGCUGUGUCAAACUUCGAGCUCUAACAGACAGCUUUCGAAGACGAGAUACUACUCAGCAAGGUGUCGUGAAUUUCCCAUACGAUGACUUCAUUCAGUGUGUCAUGAGCGUUUAAGCAGAGAAGCUGCAUGAUCUCAAUCAACAUUUGAACUCAAGUUAUCUUCUGCUUUGCGCUCUGCCUUCCACAAUGCAUAGAAACUUCAGUCACCAAGCUUCAGUAACAGCUGUUGUAAAGGCCUAUUAACUUUAUGUACUACUGAAGUUUGGAUUUCAGUUUUGUUAAUAAAUUCUUUGGGAUUUUAAUAAUAUCAGAACCAUCACCACCAUUCAGAACUUCCUUGUGUCUCGCUAAGCGCCUUGUAUGUAAAUUAAAGUAUGCAUGGUUCAGGCAUAUUCUGUAUUGCUCACUGUGGGGGAGAUACUAAAAUCUUGUCACCAACAGACUACAACAGUUGUCUCUCCUCUCCUAGAAGAACAUUUACCUGUCAUUGAAGGGUUGAUGUGUAUUAUCAGCAAAUAAAUGGCUUAGACCCACUUGAAUGCAAAAGAAAAAAGAAAAACUUGUCCAUGUUAAUUCCUGUCAGGAUACAGUGGAGUGGCUUUAUAACUUACAGAUAAUUUGUUGGCAGUAUGAAUGACAGAGAACCUAAUUAUUUUCUGCCCUUUGAGAACCUGUUGACUAGUUUGAGUGGUAAAUACUGCCUCCAAGUUCCUUUUGUCAUCACUUGCCACUUUCAAAAAACCUUUGUGCCUAAGUUUUGUUAUGUAAAAGAGAAAGUUGAUAGGAAAAGACCCAGAGAAUAGGACAUUACUGACUAUGGCUAUGUUCGGCUAAUGGGAUUCUCGGUGACUUUAAUUUUCUCUAGACAUUUCCGUAUUCUCCAAGUGUUCUAUCAUAUGUAUACUUUCAUUUUAAAUCAGGAAUCAAAUUUGUAAAAUACUGAAGUUUCUGGGUUGAUAUGCUGGUGUGUUCACACCUAAAAUUCAGAUGCUGCAGGGCCAGGGAGAGAGUGCUCAGCGGGGUGAAGUGUGAGCACUGCAUGUAUGAGUUAGGCCCCAAUCUGACAAACAGAAUCAGGAGGAACUGUGGUGGCCCCCAGCACCCAGCCAGCAAGCCUCCCACCUAACUAGACUAAUUAUUUCAGAGAGGGGUCCCCAAGCACUGUUGGGUGUGCCCUCCCCUGCUUCCCCCGCAUCCAGCUAGAUUAUGUAUAGUAAGGCAGGGUCCCCAGGUCUGUUGUGCUUCCCUACCCCACAAAAAACAAAAAGAAAAGAAAAAACAUGGACUGGAAAGAAAAUGUUGACAUUCCUGUCACUGGGAGUCAAACCCGUUUGCUUUAUUCCUACUACUUUUCCAAAUAAUGCCUAAGUAUCAUAGACUAAAAGUUAAAAAUGAAUUUUUUUUUUAAACAUGCCUUUUAGGAUCAGACUUAAUGCUGGCCAUGUGCUUUAUUACAUAGGUGGCUUGACCACUGUAGAUGUUCUCAGCCUGAUAGCUUGUUUCCCUAUCUUGAAAAAGGUGAUAAUCCACAUGGGAUAGUUGUGGAUAGGAAUGAUUCUUGGCAUAACAGGCACCAGUGUUUCUCUUCUCUAUAUUAAAACUGGCUUUUGUGUAUCACUAAGGGUCACCAAGCACCACUUGGUGUGGCCCUAAUGGUUCCUGACCCUGCAGGAUCUGAGCAGCGUUGCAUCAUUGGGACUCGCAUCAAAGCAUCUGGCCACUGGGUUGAGAACUGCUCACUGACCCCAAGAGCCCUCAGCACUGUUUGGGAGCACCCACCAAACAGAUUGAUAACUUGCCUGGUCUGCAACAUAACACAUCAAAUAACAUCAGUCUAUUUGCUCCUUACCAGAAGGCCUUAUUGUAGGUUACCUUUUCGAUAAUUAUAAAAAUAAAAUUUUC
Sorex araneus (European shrew) is the source of this 2476-nucleotide messenger RNA. It is a transcript of the gene SRI, whose product is annotated as sorcin. The transcript is spliced from 8 exons. Gene Ontology annotation, molecular function: calcium ion binding. NCBI's taxonomy places the organism in Eukaryota, Metazoa, Chordata, Mammalia, Eulipotyphla, Soricidae. The record is from RefSeq and is a predicted model, not a curated record. The coding region runs from base 89 to 688 and encodes 199 amino acids.